AUGUUGCGCGAAGUUAAAGCUAAAAACCCGCGCACCGCGCGCAUUCUCAAGGCGCGAGAGCCGCAACUCAUCGAGCCCCCGAAGCGGACGCUUAUCCUCCACGGCACAAAAUGCCCGCAAAGCCUCGACACCGUGCUGAAGACCUUCCACUCUCUCACCAAGCCCCAUUCCGUCCUUUUCCACAAGAAGAAUGAAAACAUUCACCCAUUCGAGAACCCCGAGAGCAUCGAGUUCCUCGCAAACAAGAACGAGUGCGGUCUCAUCGUUUUCGGCAGCAGCAACAAGAAGCGUCCCAAUUGCGUGACUCUCGGCCGUAUCUUCAAUUCACAACUUCUCGACAUGUGCGAAAUUCUUCUUUUGCCCGCUCAGGGUGACAACGCCGUUCCUCCCAUCAACGAGCUCACCAUGCACGUCGGUCAGGGCCUGCGCCCCAUGAUGCUUUUCGCCGGUACCCCGUUCGAGGACCCAACCUCCUCAUCGCACGUUAUGCUUAAGAGCUUCUUCCUCGACAUGUUCAAGGGUGAAGAGACAAACGCAAUUGAUGUCGAGGGUCUGCAGUACGUUCUCAUGGUUGGCGCCGAGGAGCCCCGCGAUGAUCUCUCUCCCAUCAUUCACCUGCGAUGGUACAAGGUUGUCACCAAGCGCAGUGGUCACAAGCUUCCCCGUGUGGAGCUGGAGGAGAUUGGCCCCAAGUUCGAUUUCAAGGUUGGCCGUAUGCGCCCUGCCACCCCCGAGGCCAUGAAGGCCGCCAUGAAGCAAGGCAAGCGUCCCAACGAGGAGAUCAAGACGAAGAAGAAUAUCAGCAUGGACUCUAUCGGUGACAAGGUCGGUCGUGUGCACUUGGGCAAGCAGGAUCUCAAGGGCUUGCAGACUCGCAAGAUGAAGGGUCUCAAGCGCCGGGCAGGUGUUGACUCGGAUGAUGAUGACGAGGAUGAGGACAUGAUGGAUGUGGAUGAUAUCUCAGAGGAUGAGGGUAACAAACGUGCCCGGACUGAGUAA
Messenger RNA from Penicillium argentinense, 999 nucleotides. Its product is annotated as rRNA-binding ribosome biosynthesis protein RPF2. The coding region runs from base 1 to 999 and encodes 332 amino acids. Lineage: Eukaryota; Fungi; Ascomycota; Eurotiomycetes; Eurotiales; Aspergillaceae. The transcript is spliced from 2 exons. The record is from RefSeq and is a predicted model, not a curated record. Gene Ontology annotation, cellular component: nucleolus. Gene Ontology annotation, molecular function: rRNA binding. Gene Ontology annotation, biological process: ribosomal large subunit assembly; maturation of LSU-rRNA from tricistronic rRNA transcript (SSU-rRNA, 5.8S rRNA, LSU-rRNA).